This is a messenger RNA of Ziziphus jujuba (common jujube), 1689 nucleotides long. RefSeq names its product protein SAWADEE HOMEODOMAIN HOMOLOG 1. Gene Ontology annotation, molecular function: chromatin binding. Bases 396 to 1127 code for a protein of 243 amino acids. The record is from RefSeq and is a predicted model, not a curated record. NCBI's taxonomy places the organism in Eukaryota, Viridiplantae, Streptophyta, Magnoliopsida, Rosales, Rhamnaceae. The transcript has 9 exons.
AAGAAAAAAAAGAAAAAAAGAAAGUUGGAAUCUUUUUUGUAGUCAUGUUAUAAAGAACUCCUAGUUUCUGAUCACCAUACAUCAAAAACACGAACUGAAGCCCAAACCUAUUCUGGGCUUGGCGUUUGAGCUGAUAAUUUGGAACGCUAGUCCUGACGGAGCCCAAACCGUUUAUGUGCCACUUUAUAUGUAUUUAAAUAUUUCAGUUUUUUUUAUUUAUUUUUUUUAAGCGUUUAGGAAAUAAACGAACGAACAACAAAAAGGCGCCUAAACCAGCGGUGAAUCUGCUCUGGCAAAGUUUUAGGGUUUUCCACACUUGCAAAGAGAGGGAAAUUCAAAUCGUACAAGUUUUAGGGUUUUGCAGAGAAAGGGAGAGAGAGGAGAAGAGAGUGUAUAUGGACCGCCUUCGUCCUAGACAAAGACAGGUCUUCACUGGCUUUACGAAGGCAGAGAUUGAAAAAUUGGAGAAAUCACUAAAUGAAUCAGGCGAACAAGCCUUGAACAGAGAAUAUUGUCAAAAUUUUGCACGAAGUUUUAGUCGCUCCUCUGGUCGUGCUGGGAAACCUAUUGUAAAAUGGACAGAGGUGCACAGUUGGUUCCAAAGUAGGCUGCAAGAUUCAGCAAAGGCAUCCGAAAAUAAAUCUGAGCCACCAGAAGCUUGCCCUUCAAAUAAGGAACAUGAAAUUUCUGGAAUGCUUAAAGCAGAAGCGAAGAUCCCUGACUUGUCAGAUUUGGAAUUUGAAGCAAAAUCAUCAAAAGAUGGGGCAUGGUAUGAUGUUGAUUUGUUCCUAGCUCAUAGAUUUCUUAGUACAGGUGAAGCUGAAGUUCGGGUUAGAUUUGUUGGGUUUGGAGCUGAGGAGGAUGAGUGGGUAAAUAUAAAGAAGGCAGUGCGAGAACGCUCCAUCCCUCUGGAGCAUUCAGAAUGUCAUAAAGUGAAGGUUGGAGAUCUUGUUCUCUGCUUUCAGGAGAGGAGAGACCAAGCAAUCUAUUACGAUGCUCAUGUUCUAGAAGUCCAGCGGAGAAUGCAUGAUAUUCGAGGCUGUAGGUGUCUUUUUCUAGUCCGGUAUAAUCAUGACAACAGUGAGGAAAGAGUUCGAUUGAAGAGAUUGUGUAGUAGGCCAACAUAGCCGGUGCGUUUAAAAAAAGAAAAGGGUUUCUUUUUGCAAUACUUGGCUUGCAUUUUGUCUUUAAUCGGAUCUUAUUCUGGGUGGGGGACCUUGAUUCAUGCCAUGACGGGACCAUAAAAGCACAAUAGACUAGCAGUCUAGCAAAAGCAAAUAUUCGGUGUGAAGGCCCAUUCCAUCAGAGCUAAUGUCCGUCCCCGAAAACUAUUGUAUACUUGGUUUUUUAUGAGUACAUUAGCAUGUUCUUGUGCAAGUCUAUUCACCUGGAUCAAGGGAUCCGUGGAGAGCUUUUUGGGUAAAGGGAAAAAGAAUUCGCAUAAACAGGCUUUCAGAAUACAAUGCACAUUCUUACUUUUGCAAGGAUUCGAUGAAAAUAACUUUUCACCAACUUAUUCAUCUGAUAUGAUUGUUGAAGCGAAUUCCAUAAAAUAAGACAUUUUGAGGAGCUUGAAAGAAAACAUCAAUUAAGAUGCAAUAUGCAUUACUUUUAUUUGGAAAAUAUAUAUGCUAGCUUGUAUGUUCAAUUUUAUCUUUACCGUAUAAAUCAAACAUCAUGAUUUUUGGA